AUAACUACCAAAACAUACUUCGAACACACAACCCACCCUGAAAUGAAUAUUAUUUUCCUGCAAGACACCAGUAUAUAUAAACUUCCUUAUUCUGUAUCCCUUUCUUUCAGGCAUAAAACAUACUAACCCACAAUUUACUUCUCCUUAAAAACCAACUGUAUAUAACCUUUGAUUCAUGCAGUUUCGAUGAACUGAGCACCAAAGAAAAGCACACAAAAUAAGAAACAAAAAGAUCUUAUUUUCUUCCAAUGUCUCCUACAGGAAAUGGUACUGACGACAGCGAAGUACGACAGAUACCAUAUGUAAACCUGAAAGAGACUUUUAACCAUCACAAAGAGUACUCCCAAAAAACCAAACCAAGCAUAUCGCCGACCCUUGGCGACCUCCUUAGGUGGGUGUACAACGAUGAUGAUCCGGAUGGCGAAGACAAACCUCCACACCAUGUUGUUGAACUCGGUGAUGCUACUGCCAAACCCGUGAUUUCAUAUCCAUUUGUGCUGUCUUUUCAUAACCUUACAUAUAGUGUGAAAAUCAACAAGAAAUUGCCAAGUGGGUUGGACCAUAAGGUGUUAUUGAAUGACAUUUCUGGAGAAGCCAAAGAGGGGGAGAUCAUGGCGGUAUUGGGGGCAAGUGGGUCAGGUAAAUCAACCUUGAUUGACGGGUUAGCUGAUCGGAUAUCGAAGGAGAGUCUCAAGGGGUCUGUUCAUUUGAAUGGUGAAGUGUUGGAGUCCAAGCUAUUGAAAGUUAUCUCGGCAUAUGUUAUGCAAGAAGACCUUCUCUUUCCAAUGUUAACUGUGGAAGAGACACUCAUGUUCUCAGCUGAAUUUAGACUACCUAGAGCUCUUUCAAAGUCGAAAAAGAAGGCUAGAGUUGAGGCACUCAUUGAUCAACUAGGCCUCAGGAGUGCUGCUAAUACUGUCAUAGGAGACGAGGGACAUCGAGGAGUUUCUGGAGGGGAAAGAAGGAGGGUUUCGAUAGGUAUCGAUAUCAUUCAUGACCCCAUCAUUUUGUUUCUGGACGAGCCAACAUCAGGGCUUGACUCCACCAGUGCUUUCAUGGUCGUAAAUGUCCUCCAAAGGAUAGCUCGUAGUGGAAGUAUUGUUAUCAUGACUAUCCACCAACCAAGUUCUCGUAUUCUCAACCUUUUGGAUCGGCUACUCCUCCUCUCCCGUGGACAAACCGUUUUCAAUGGUACCUCCUCAGACCUACCCAUGUUUUUCUCCGAAUUUGGGCACUCAAUCCCUGAGAACGAGAACAGGACCGAGUUUGCCUUGGACCACAUACGAGAACUUGAGGAAUCCCCUCAGGGGACCCAAGGAAUGGUCAACUUCAACAAGUCCUGGCAGCAGCAGCAGCAGAGGAAGAAUACUAGCCUCCCUUCUCGCACCUUGCCUAGAAUGUCUCUAAGUGACGCAAUUAGUGCUAGCAUUUCGAAAGGGAAGCUGGUUUCAGGAGGAGCCAAUGAUGAGUCUAACCCAACCUCAGUUCCAAAAUAUGCAAAUCCCUUCUGGCUAGAAGUAUAUGUAAUCGGAAAGAGAUCAUUUCUAAACUCAAGGAGAAUGCCUGAGUUAUUUGGCAUCCGUUUAGGUGCAAUUGUGGUGACGGGUACAAUCUUAGCCACCAUUUUCUGGCAUCUAGACCAAUCCCCCAAGGGAGCUAAAGAAAGACUUGGAUUCUUUGCUUUUGCCAUGUCAACCACAUUCUAUACCUGCGCUGAAGCAAUUCCAACUUUCCUACAAGAGAGAUACAUUUUCAUGCGAGAGACAGCCUACAACACAUACCGCAGAUCUUCCUAUGUCCUCAGUCAAGCCCUCAUCUCAAUCCCAUCCCUUAUUAUCCUUUCCCUCACAUUCGCAGCCAUCACCUUCUGGGCAGUAGGCCUUGCAGGUGGUCUCCAAGGCUUCCUCUACUACUUUGGCUUCAUAUUGGCAUCAUUUUGGGCUGGUCAUUCCUUUGUCACCUUCCUCUCUGGUGUAGUGACACAUGUCAUGCUCGGUUUCACUGUUGUCGUGGCUAUUCUUGCAUACUUUCUCCUCUUCAGUGGGUUUUUCAUAACACGUGAUCGUAUCCCCUCAUACUGGCAAUGGUUUCAUUUUAUCUCCCUUGUUAAGUACCCGUACGAAGGUGUCCUGCAGAACGAGUUUAGUGAUCACACAAAGUGUUUUGUUAAAGGGGUUCAAAUGUUUGAUAGCACCCCACUGCAAGCUGUUCCAGACAUUCUUAAGUUAACACUGUUGAAAAAUAUGGGGGAUGUGUUAGGAAGAAACCUUACAGGCAGUAGCUGUUUAACUACAGGUCUGGACAUACUCCAACAGCAAGGGAUUACAGAUUUGAGUAGACUGAGUUGCCUGCUAAUAACUAUUGCCUGGGGUUUCCUCUUUAGAUUCCUCUUUUAUGUCACACUGAUGUUUGGGAGCAAAAAUAAAAGGAGAUAAUCACUAUUAGGGGGGGAAGGGUGUGUUAAGUUUUUACAAUUUUUUUUUUUUUUUUAAUAUAUCUUAGUUGGAUAACUGGACUGUCAGUAUUGGAAAUAUCUAAUUGUAUGUUAGAAAGUUGCUUUUGUUAUUCUACAUCUCAUUCUUUUCCUUGCAUAUAUAUGUCCGUCUUCACAAAUAAUACAAAUCAAAUAUCAAAUUAGGUUAUGUUUGAGCAGUAGAACACUUCCUUCAGAAAUCUUUUUUGAUGGCCUUGUAAGUUGUAAAUUCAUAAACCCCAAAUUAUAGAAGUACAACAGGAAACAUCAGUAGAAAUCUUAGCGUUGUGCACAGAUUCUCUGGUUUAGUACGAGUAGUGAACUGCAUCUAGGUUGUGUUUGGUAGGUAAGAAAAUCAUCUUCCAGCAAAAUCAGAUUUCCCACACUUUACUCGUUAUGCCUUGCCUCCUCCUCUCC
Messenger RNA from Beta vulgaris subsp. vulgaris (sugar beet), 2890 nucleotides. Its product is annotated as ABC transporter G family member 20. Lineage: Eukaryota; Viridiplantae; Streptophyta; Magnoliopsida; Caryophyllales; Amaranthaceae. Bases 249 to 2435 code for a protein of 728 amino acids. Gene Ontology annotation, molecular function: ABC-type transporter activity; ATP binding; ATP hydrolysis activity. The record is from RefSeq and is a predicted model, not a curated record. The transcript has a single exon. Gene Ontology annotation, cellular component: membrane.